GUCAUUAAAUAUUCUAUGCUUUCUGUUUUAGAAUUACUUUGACGUGUUCAAAAUAACUCUUUUCUCGAAUACAGAGAUGUCUUCCCUUGUGAAGCAACUUCUCAAACUGCUGUCUGCAAUCUGGCUGUUCUCCAAUACCGUUGCUGGAGUAGGGAGGUUCACAAAUCCCCCAGGUCCAGACGGUGCGUUGACAUUGCACAUCGGACAACAGUACACGAUAGAAUGGGAAUAUGCUGAGAACACCUAUCCCGAAUUAUCCCUCGGACUUAUAGCGGAAGCAAACGGCAACGUAUUUUGGCUUCUCUCAAAUGAGAUGAACUAUACGUCUCAGAAUUAUGUAUGGAAUCCGAUCACACUUGGCAAUCGCAUCACUCUUGCCCAAGGCCAUACUUUCAACUUCCUCCUUGUGAACGGCACAAAGUUUGGCGAGCAAGUCCUCAGCCCAGAAUUCGCUAUCACCAAUACAAACACCUCCUCCACAUCGGGCGCAGCUACAGCUACUCCAACAACACUGAGCACACCAACCAGCUCCUCCUCGCCAUCUUCUUCGUCGUCAGGUCUUUCAACAGGAGCAAAAGCUGGCAUUGGAGUUGGUGUAGCAGUUGCAGUCAUUCUCGCCCUCACUGCACUCUUCUUCGCUUUGCGAUAUCGCAGACGCGCGAAGCAGAAUGAGCGCAUGAACAAACGGAGAACAAGUAUGUGGAUAGUAGUGUGA
Molecule: messenger RNA, 715 nt
Organism: Mollisia scopiformis
Lineage: Eukaryota; Fungi; Ascomycota; Leotiomycetes; Helotiales; Mollisiaceae
Exons: 2
Coding region: 77-715 (212 amino acids)
Source: RefSeq, a predicted model, not a curated record